Messenger RNA from Terrapene triunguis (Three-toed box turtle), 2544 nucleotides. It is a transcript of the gene GPATCH11, whose product is annotated as G-patch domain containing 11. Lineage: Eukaryota; Metazoa; Chordata; Testudines; Emydidae. Gene Ontology annotation, molecular function: nucleic acid binding. The record is from RefSeq and is a predicted model, not a curated record. The transcript has 9 exons. The coding region runs from base 917 to 1690 and encodes 257 amino acids. Gene Ontology annotation, cellular component: kinetochore.
CCUAAGUAUUUGCAGGAUCAAGACCCUGUAAAAUACAAAAAUAUAUUUAAUUUAUUAGAGCAAUUUUCUAGGGAAUUCAAGAUUAAGAUGGAUACUCCUUUUGGUUUUAUAGCGUAUGCUCCAAUAAAAAACAUUGUCUUGUGAGCUUGAAUGGCUAAAGAAAUUUUGAGAUUAGAAAAUGUAGGUGUAACUGCCAGGUUAGGUGAUCUACCAAAUGGGUCAUUUCCAUGGUAAUGGUGCAGAAAGUUCAGGAGAUCUGAAAAUUUUGCCUAAAUUCACAAAAUCCGAACAAAGACCAUCAAGCGAGAACAUUAACGGGAGCCUAAACUUGAUUAAAUAAAGAGUGAAUUGCCUGAUGCCUAGUUUUUCAGUGCCCUGGAUGCCAAUCCUGGCAGAAAAAAUAUGGACAAAGAAAUUGUAAUUCUCUGAUGAUGUUUAAAACCUCACAAAAGAUACAGAUUCGCCCAUUUGUCAUGUGAUAUUUAUUCAGCCCAAGAAGUGUUUAAAACUAAAGAGGAGAACAGCUUCUUUGAAUUGUAGACUGUAUGGGCAACCAUGGAAGAAAAUUAAGCCAAAAAUACCAAGUGUGGAUAUCGAGGAAAAAGAGGGUCAAGUUAAAUCUAGAUAAAUGCAUUAUCAGAGCAACUGACGUAGUAGUCAUUUUUUUGAAGUGUAACCCUGCUAAAGCAACAGUAAUCCCCAAGGUGAGGCUGCCAUAGAACUAUGCUGAGCAAGAGACGAGAUCAAGGAUGAUAACUGAAACAUUCAUUUCUACCCCCUGGUAAUUCACAAAAUAUCAAAUAAUAAAACUGCUGUCAGUCCCUCAGUCUAGCAGUGGUUUUUUGGCACUUGUCCAGUACUGAAUAUAGCAAACCUGAACCAGUAAGAGGAUCUGAACAGGGUACACAUAUUAAACAUGGAAGAAGAAGAAGAUGACUAUAUGUCUGAUUCUUUUAUUAAUGUGCAACAGGAUGUCAGGCCAGGAUUGCCAAUGGUGAGGCAUGUAAAAGAAGCUAUUCAAAAAGAAGAAAAGCAGAAGGAAGCUAACCAGAAAAAUAGACAAAAGAGCCUAAAAGAAGAGGAAAGAGAGAGACGUGACACUGUGUUGAAAAGUGCUUUAGGAAAUGAAAACAAAGGCUUUGCUUUGCUCCAAAAGAUGGGGUACAAAAGUGGGCAGGCCCUUGGCAAGAGUGGAGGCGGCAUUGUUGAGCCUAUUCCUCUGAACAUUAAAACAGGCAGAGGUGGGCUUGGUCAUGAAGAAUCACAAAAGCGGAAAGCAGAAGAAAGGCUAGAAAACUACAGAAGAAAGAUUCAUAUGAAAAAACAAGCAGAUGAAGAUGCUGCAGAUCAGUUUAGAAUGAGAUUCAAAAGCAAACAAGAAGAACGUAAGAUAGAAGGGGACCUUAGAAAAAGCCAGAGGGCCUGUCAGCAAUUAGACACACAAAAGGAUAUUAAAGUUCCCAAGGAGAUUUGGUACUGGACAGAACCUGAGCAAGAAGAAAAGGAUCAAGAGGAGGAAGAAAAGGAUGAAUACAAAGGUUCAGACUUAAGUGUAUUAGAGAAAUUACAAAUCCUGACUGCCUAUUUAAGAGAAGAGCAUCUUUAUUGUAUCUGGUGUGGAACAGCAUAUGAGGAGGCUGCAGAUUUAUCUUCAAACUGCCCUGGAGAUAGUUCAGCAGAUCACGACUAAAAUCUUUGUAAUAAAAGGAACUCUGGAAAAAUAUUGUUGAUUAACAGCAGUAUUUUAAAAUCUCUCCAUGGGACAUCAAGAAUUCACACAAGUACUGCAGGUGGAAAGACAUAUUGAAAGGUUCAGAGCACACUUUUGAAAGCACAGAAGCAGUUGUAGAUUUUAGAUUUUUUUUAAAAGUGAAGCUAGUCAUUGAACUCACUAUUUAAUAAGAACUACAAAUUUACAUAUGUACUUAAUGCUAAAUAAUUUAGGUGCAGGCAGGAGUUUUGCAGGUUUCUACCAAACUAAAAACUGCAAUUCCAGUCUUGCACCUCAGAGGACUGGCAGCUAACUGCACCAAAUUGUUAUGGUUUAUGAUUUCUGUACACCAGUUGGAGGUACCUAGGUUCAGACUGCUAAAUUUGUGUGUGUGUAUAUAUGUGUGAUUGUGGACAGAUGGAGAUUUGAAAUGGACAGUACUUGACUUUGUAACCAACAUUUUAAAGGCUUCCCUGGGGGAAAAACACUGCCCUUCCUUUCCCAGAUAACAUAAAGCAUGGAAUAGAGGAUAAUCACUUGACAGUGAAUAUUGGUUAAGUCUUUAUAGUAUACAGUGUUAGACAAGUCAUUUAAUAUGCGUCCUUCAGUAGGAUGUCUGAUUUGAAUCUUAAGUUUAUUUUUUGUCAACAUAAUCAGCCAGAUAUGUGAACUCUGCUGGUUGAAAAUGGUCUCACCUUGCACAAAGUAUUUGGCUUCAUCAAUCUCUAUUGCUUAAUGUAAAUAUGGAUGUUUGUAUAGAAACUCUAAAUUUCAUUAAUUUAGUGGGUAUUUCUGAAGUGUUUUGUUCAUAAUUAAACAGCUUUUUGUAACUA